UGCGACGAGCGCCAGCUUUUGCUUUCUGCUCGUUCGACCGUGGGCAGACACAACCCCAGCCACGCCAACCAGCAAGGCGCUGAGCGGCUUCGGCCUUAGCGCUGUCCCCGCCCGCGUGAAAUAAUAUUUAUGUCCUGCUCUCACUCAACCUGCUCGGCUCCCCUCCACCAACCUCGUCGCCUGCCUCUGCCUCUGCCUCUGCCUCAACACCUGACGCCUCCUUCUGUCCCACCGACCUGUUGCGCCUCGUCGUGAGACUCCAAUUCCGCCCAGCCCGCCUGGCUCUACUUCGGCUCAUUUCUGCAUCUUGAUACCACCCGAACCGCUGUCUGCCCUCCGUACCACCACCACAUACAUUUCGCCAUGAACGCAACCAGGGCACUCGCUCGCCAGCCCAUGAUCCGCUUCUUGGGCAAGCGCACCACUCCUUCGCACAUUGACCACACCCCGCACGUGCACCCAGCUUCUCACAUGAAGGAGCUUCCCUCAUCAUUCAAGGCCUACCGACAAAAGGCACAGCAGCACGGCCCGCUCAACGCAAACGCUAGCGGCCUUGUCGGUGGUCACAUUGGCGGUGCAGCUGGCAGGAACCUUGGUCCAGUCGAGGCCGGAAAGGGCCUGUACUUUGAUCGCUCCGAGCUGCCUGCCCGCUUCCAGAACCUGUCAUGGACCCAGGCCGAGAUGGAGCUGCUCGAGUCUGGUGGUGCCAGCCAGUUUGCGUAGAUGGGCAAAAGAUAACGACGCCAAGACAAGGCAAUGGCUGGACGGGCUAAGACGGACUGACGUUUUACGUUUGCGCGCUCUAGUGCGGGGCAGAGAGGAUCAAAACUGGCAAGGAGACACGGCAUGAGAGCUAGACACGAGGUUUCGCGACAGAAGUGAGGGGCACAUGGCUGCUUUGGUUCAAUACCCAUUGAGAUGGACAUUUCGAGGAUACUGGCAUUUGGGAUACGGCAUGGUUUUUUUUUACAAUCUCUUUUCGCGGGUUGCUAGGGACUGUAUUGGAACUGUAUGGGUACUGUAUGGUGACAAGAACGGCAUUCAUUACUUAUUCAACACGAAAUGCAUAAACAAUUGAUAAUUGACCUUGGUUCUGUGU
This is a messenger RNA of Bipolaris maydis ATCC 48331, 1099 nucleotides long. RefSeq lists its product as uncharacterized. Gene Ontology annotation, molecular function: oxoglutarate dehydrogenase (succinyl-transferring) activity. The record is from RefSeq and is a predicted model, not a curated record. Gene Ontology annotation, biological process: 2-oxoglutarate metabolic process. Lineage: Eukaryota; Fungi; Ascomycota; Dothideomycetes; Pleosporales; Pleosporaceae.